AUGGCAGCCAGUCUAGGUAGCCAGAUUCACAAGGUCUUGGAGCAAAGGAAAGGCCUACUCUCAGGAGAUCCGCCUUCCACCCCCGCUCUGGAGAACAGAUUGAAAACGGAGCUACAGAUUCUUCAGAGGCACCAGCAAGUGCUGGAAGCACGGGCCAGACUGCGACUAGAAGCGGGAAUCUCGUUUGAAAGUCGAUUCAAGGAGGCGUGUGACGGCCCCUUCAUCAUGAAUUAUCUGGUCCUUCCACACGUUUUCUCCGAAAAGGUUCCGGUGUGGAGCUUUGUCGGUGAUAGUCGUCUUCUUAUCAGUCUGGACGCCGCACAGAGAACAACGGAAGACUCAGACAGUAUCUUCUCAGAGGAGAAGGAGCGCAUUGCUAGCAUCAUCCCCGAGGCGUGGAGCACUGAGCCGAUGCCAAGGCUUGAGGAAGAGAAGACACAGAAGAAUUCGGGACUUGCCGGAGUGAGCAGAGACGUCUCCGGAUUGCCCGGUUGCGCGGCGAUCUUCGACGUCGUGUCGGCCGCUCAUGUCAUGUACCGCAUGAAAUGCCUCUUUCCUUCAUUGCAGUCGAUCCAUUAUGACUUCUACAAGCGUUUGUGGGGCUUCCGUCUCACCCACAAAGCUACCGGCGCUAUCUUCGCGAUCUAUGAGCACACGGCGGCGGUCAGGGCUGCGGUCAACUUUAUCCCGAAAGCUAGCCCCUGGACAGACUGCAUUAAGAGCGAGGCAUGUGCGCUGGUAGAGCUCCUGCUGUCGGAUGCGUGCCUCCAUCCCUGUGGCGUGGUCGCCGGCAGCAUCGAUCCCCGCAUCUUGAGCAGAUACAAGUUUGAUCGUUAUCCAGUGGAUCCGCCGUUCAUCUGUACCAAGCGCUUACGGGACGAAGACUACGAGCGUGCUACCUCCAUUCGAGAAAAUUGGGACAUAGAACUGCCGCGGGAAACGGACACUGAGCCAAUCCCCUUGUGCGCCGCAAUCUCCUCGGGCAUGCUGCUGUACCGUCUGAUCGCGAUUUUCAGCCACGUGCCGGAUGCUGAGAUCAGGGGCAGACUUGCAAGCAUCUCCAUGAUGUCCCAGUCUCUCACCAACGACGAACUUCCCCUGCUCGACAUCGUUAACCCCCCAAACCCUGCGGAUUCGAUCUGGCAUACGAAAAUCGCGCAUGUGGCAACCGGGGUAGUUGUGCGCCUGGGAGAUUGUCGCGGGGGGGCCGCUGUGUGGAUCGACAUGGACAAAGUGGAUUCUCUGGAAGAGGGUAGGGCUGAGAUUGUCAAAGAGAACCUCGAGUGGCUGUUGGGGAUCCUGUGCGGACCCAAGUGUCCGCACACGUAUGACGGCACUCUGGCCGGUUGCGUGGCAUGA
Klebsormidium nitens is the source of this 1359-nucleotide messenger RNA. Lineage: Eukaryota; Viridiplantae; Streptophyta; Klebsormidiophyceae; Klebsormidiales; Klebsormidiaceae. The record is from the annotation of a GenBank genome assembly.